This is a messenger RNA of Trypanosoma rangeli, 1128 nucleotides long. Its product is annotated as engulfment and cell motility ELM family protein. The transcript has a single exon. Bases 1 to 1128 code for a protein of 375 amino acids. The record is from RefSeq and is a predicted model, not a curated record. Lineage: Eukaryota; Euglenozoa; Kinetoplastea; Trypanosomatida; Trypanosomatidae.
AUGACGUUCUCUCCAUCCUUUUUGCGAGACCCGGUGUUUCUUCUCACUGCGGCCGUCGGACUGACCGGGGUCGUGUUCUUCGCGUACUACUGGUAUGAGGGACGAACAUUCGGCAAACGAUGGCCGUUCCCCCGCCGUGUCCGGCGUCCACCGGUGCUCCGUGGCGUCACCGCAAGUCAGCGGCCGGAGAUUGCAACGAAGGAGGCUAUCGGCCUCGUUGCCCGUGGGGAGAUUGCGACGCUGGGCGGGUUGGUGUACUUCUUCCGCGGCUCUGGCAACGAAAAAGAAAUUCUGCUUGAUCCCACGCUGCAGGCGUACCUGCAGCGUCUGCUGGCGCCGGGUGUUCUGGCGGAAGCUGUGCCGCCCGGGAUCCAGAAUGCGCACGUGCAGGAGCUGCUGCAUCAGCUUUGCCACUGCUGCGAACAGGCUGCUCGUCUGGAGAAGGAGCGUGCCACCGCGUUUGACGCGACCAACUCAGGGCACAUGCAACUUCUGAGGGAGUUGUGGGAGGCGGCGGGGAAGUCGCCCGCAGACUUCUCCCAUCGCAGCGAAGCAUGGGUGGAGUUCGGCUUUCAGGGGCUUGACCCCGCGACAGAUUUUCGCGGCGGUGGCGUGUUGGCCCUGCGGCAGUUUUUGCACUUUGCCCAGACGCACAAUGACGACUUCAAGGCGAUGAUGGCCUUCAACAGGCGGAUUCUGGCGGCGGGCGAGGAGACCUGGUAUCUUUUUGCCGUGGUCUCCAUCCAGUUCACCGCGCAGUUGUUGCUGCAGAAGGACCACGCGUUUUAUCUACCGCAGCUGGAGGUUUUGUACGACACUCUUAAGGGCGGAGCGGGCAAAGACAAGUGCGAGGGAGGUGCGAAGCAUCACCUUGGCAGCGCACGCGCGGAGGUGCUUGAGCUGCGCGGCGGCGGCAGUGAUAAGAGCCAAAACCACAGUAAAAACGAUCGUGAUGCAGCCGCUCACAAGCCAUGGACCGGUGUCCGCGACUUUGAGGAGGGCUUUCACACACUUCAUCAUCAGCUGCUGCUGCACUUUAAGCGUUGCUGGCACCGUGACUUGCCGCAUGUGAUGGAGUACAACAACUACAUGCCAAGCGUCUUUCAGAGCUUCUUUGUACCUGACUGA